AUGGGGGUUGUACUAAUAGUGAAUUUGAUCGCUGUUUUAUUUCAGAUACAGUUAUACGCUAGGAUACCCCGUCAUAACAAGCACCGAAGAUCGAUAUAUGGGUUGUCGUAUAAUUUUGUAUUUUUAACAUGGUUGCAGCUAGCUUGUCGUAAUAUAACAAAUUUGUUGUAUUCUUGCAAUAACAAGGUCAAAGAGCAAAUUGGAAGACGAUAUCCUUAUGGGGAGUUUGAGGUACCAGGAUUGCUCGUCGUUCUUGCCGAAGUAAUACUAUUUGGUGUAAUCAGCGAAGGGUUGAUUCAAUUAUAUCUUCCCAAGUAUAAAAAAACUAGGAAUAUUAAUCAGGGUAUUAGCACGAUUCCCAAGGUAUUUGUAGUGAGUGGACUUGUUAUCGAAGGGUGGAUUACCUGGUGCGUUAUUAAUAAUGAAAGGUUUUCUUUUAAAGUAUUGGAUUGUGUUGAUUUCAUUUGGUUUUUCGGUAAUAUUUGUGGUUGGAUAAAGCUAGUACCACAGGUUUUCAUGAAUUGGUUCGACAGUUCUGUAGCAGGGACUUACAAGUAUUUUUCUAGGUUUUAUGGGAUGCUGAUAGUUUUUCAAUUGAUUGUCAAAGUGGUUAUUAUGUUCGGUGUGGAUUCUAAAAUACAUUGGUUUAAUGAGCCGGUGAAUAUCGAUACUUGGGGAAGUAUAUUGAUAAAUUUGAUCAUGAGUUUUACUUUCAUUUAUCAAGAAGAAAUAUAUAAGUUCAAUCGGCCUACUUUAUUACAAAAUCAACCAGAAGGAGAAGUGGUUUAG
Molecule: messenger RNA, 789 nt
Organism: Hyphopichia burtonii NRRL Y-1933
Lineage: Eukaryota; Fungi; Ascomycota; Pichiomycetes; Serinales; Debaryomycetaceae
Exons: 1
Coding region: 1-789 (262 amino acids)
Source: RefSeq, a predicted model, not a curated record